UGGAGGGGUGGAAGAACCAGAGACAACAGAGCCACAUCCAUUUUGGACCAUACACUCAUCCAUGUCUGUAUAUAUCUGUGCAAAAUCAACCCCAAUAAAACAUAGAAGAUAACUGGGAUAGCAGACAAUGGCAUCAGCAUCUCCAUCACCUUUCUCCUUCUCUUCCCAUCCUCCACUCUCCCCUAAAUCUGCUACACCCAAGUUCCCAUCUAACCCCUUCUCAGUCUCCUUCCCCUCAAUCACCAGUACCAGCAGCAGCAGAAGACCCAUUUCCCCACUUCAAGUCUCCUCAUCCCCAACCAACAAGCCCACCACCAGGACCGUCGACAAGACACCGUCACCACCACCACCGUCCGGCGGCAAAGAGACGGUUUUCUUCGACGGUGGUGCUCACUAUGGCGAUCUGCUGGCCAAUAUCCUGUUGGGCUUCACCUUGCUGUGGAUGCCCCUGACGAUUGCUGCCGUGUUCAGGGCUUUCUUCUUGAGAUACAGGUUCACUAAUCUGAGGGUGACGGUCAUCUCAGGGCUCACCGGUGGUGACCGGAGCGACUUCCCUUAUAAGGCCAUAAGGGACGUGCAGGUGGUGCCCCGUUUCAUUGGGGAGUGGGGGGACGUCGUCAUCACCCUCAAGGACGGCACCAAGGUGGACCUAAGGAGCGUGCCCAAGUUCAGAGAGAUUGCUGACUACUGCCUGUACAUGGCUGAUAUUGCUAAGAAGGAGAAUGAUUCUGGUGAAGGUGUUGAUGGGCCUAAAGGGUUCUAGAAUGCCUUUUUGCUUUUUUCUUUUGGUUUCUUAAUCAUUUCUCUUAAUUACUUUACUGUUUGGGGAUGUCUUCGCAAGGAAAUUGCCGGACUGAUUACAGAAAAGAUGUGAAUACGAACGGGUUGCUUAUUUUUUUA
Molecule: messenger RNA, 900 nt
Organism: Nymphaea colorata (pocket water lily)
Lineage: Eukaryota; Viridiplantae; Streptophyta; Magnoliopsida; Nymphaeales; Nymphaeaceae
Product: pectinesterase inhibitor 10
Exons: 1
Coding region: 128-763 (211 amino acids)
Source: RefSeq, a predicted model, not a curated record